AUGUCAGCAUCCUUUUAUGACAUUCUAGAAACUACACCUUCUGCCACUUUGCUAGAUGAUAUGGAUUUUAUGCCUGACUUGUUUAUCCUAAAUGUCCCCGACUUCCUCCCAACCCCUGAAACUCAUUCCCUUGUCUCUGUAUUUGAUGUGACCUUUACUGAUUCCCUGGGUGAUAGUGAUCAUAGCAUGCUCUCCCUUCACUCUAGUGAUAUGGUAUUCUCAGAAGACUCUCAGACUGAUAUCAGGGCUGAAUUAUUGGAUGAAUUUCUUGCUGCACAAUUGCACUCUGUCUCCUUCUUCAGGUGUCUCUGA
This is a messenger RNA of Oldenlandia corymbosa var. corymbosa, 312 nucleotides long. Lineage: Eukaryota; Viridiplantae; Streptophyta; Magnoliopsida; Gentianales; Rubiaceae. The record is from the annotation of a GenBank genome assembly.